CUCUCUCUCUCUCUCUCUCUCUCUCUCUCUCUCUCUCUCUCUCUCUCUCUUUAGACAGAGGCUAAUGUAGCAACGCAGCAAGAAAGGAGACUGUUCCGUAUUUCCCCCCGCUUCUCUCUUUCUUGUUUUUGUUUGUCUGGUUUUUUAACCCCACCCCCUCCGAGCGUGUAAUGACCCAUCACCCCUGCCAGCCUCAGGAGAGAUGCCUAUACUCGAGAUGGCAGUGAGCCCAGUCAAGUCCCUGUACUGGGAGGUUUUCCCCCCCAUGUCCACGCACAGGGUCUACUGCACCCCUGUGUUCCAUGGCGGCCUGCUGUAUGUGCUGGGGGGCUGCAGUGAGACAGGCCUGCCUCUAGACACUGCCGAGGUGCUGGACAUAGGGAGCCAGACAUGGACCCAGCUACCUCCGCUCCCUACAGCCCGGGCGGGGGCGUCGGCGGUGUCCCUGGGCGGUCAGGUGAUGGUGAUGGGGGGCAUGGACAGCCAGCAGAGCCCCCUGUCCUCUGUGGAGGUCUACAACCCUGACGAGGGCAAGUGGGAGAGGAGGGCCAGCCUGGGACAGCCCUCCAUGGGCAUUACCUCUAUAGAGAAAGAUGGGAAGGUGUAUGCGCUGGGAGGGAUGGCAGCUGACACGACGCCCCAGGCGCUGGUGAGGGUCUAUGAGCCUGAGAAGGACCAAUGGCAGGCCCUGACCUCCAUGCCCACGCCUCGCUACGGUGCCGCCUCCUUCCUGAGAGGCAACAAGAUUUACGUGCUGGGUGGGCGUCAGGGAAAGCUUCCUGUCACAGCCUUCGAGGCUUUUGACCUGGAAAUGAAGAAUUGGACGCGUUACCCCUGUAUCCCCAGCCGCCGAGCCUUCGCCUGCUGUGCUGCCACCGAGCAGGGCUUCUUCAGUCUGGGGGGGCUCCAGCAGCCCUGCCCCCAUAACUUCUACUCCAGACCCCACUUCGUCAGCACGGUGGAGGAGUACGACCCAGAACAGGGCCAGGGUUGA
Molecule: messenger RNA, 994 nt
Organism: Coregonus clupeaformis (lake whitefish)
Lineage: Eukaryota; Metazoa; Chordata; Actinopteri; Salmoniformes; Salmonidae
Gene: klhdc8b
Product: kelch domain containing 8B
Exons: 4
Coding region: 203-994 (263 amino acids)
Molecular function (GO): protein binding
Source: RefSeq, a predicted model, not a curated record